Pieris rapae (cabbage white) is the source of this 940-nucleotide messenger RNA. RefSeq names its product general odorant-binding protein 1-like (gene GOBP1). Gene Ontology annotation, molecular function: odorant binding. The transcript is spliced from 3 exons. The coding region runs from base 1 to 501 and encodes 166 amino acids. The record is from RefSeq and is a predicted model, not a curated record. Lineage: Eukaryota; Metazoa; Arthropoda; Insecta; Lepidoptera; Pieridae.
AUGUCUGAAUACAUGGUAAGUGUGAUAGCGUGGUUGGCGCUUAGCUGCGUGACACAAGUCCGGGGCUCUGCUGACAUCAUGAAGGACGUCACGCUCGGCUUCGGAGAAGCGCUGCAGCAUUGCAGAGAAGAGAGUCAACUGACCGAGGAGAAGCUGGACGAAUUCUUCCACUUUUGGAGAGAUGACUUUAAGUUUGAGGAUCACGAGUUGGGAUGCGCUAUCAAGUGUAUGAGCAGACAUUUCAAUCUCAUGACAGAAAGCCAUCGAAUGCAUCAUGAGAACACUGAUAAAUUUAUCCAGUCAUUUCCAAACGGUGAGAUGCUGUCGAAGCAAAUGGUGCAAAUAAUCCACACAUGUGAACAGAAGUUUGAUUCAGUGGAGGACCAUUGCUGGCGGAUUUUGCGCAUCGCUGAAUGCUUCAAACUCGCUUGUAUUGCAGCUGACAUUGCGCCCACCAUGGAACUGCUAAUGGCUGAAUUUAUUAUGGAAGCUGAAAAUUAAUUUUGUAGAUCACUUUGAAAGAUUAAUAUUAUAUAAGUAUUGGAAAGUAUGGCGACACUAUAAAUGGACAAUAAUUCUAUGGAUUUUUAAGGAUAUUUUUUUCUUGUGUUCUACAAUUUGGAUAUUGUUAUUUAAAAAAGGGUUCAGUCAUAUGCUGCAUGACGCCUGUAUAUAACUAGCAGGCUGCUUUGUACCCAGUACAAACUAUAGACGUUGCCUUAAAGUGUACCUAAGGAGUUUUGUGUUUAUGCAAACAUAUUUAAAAUGAUGUUUUUGUUAAAAAUUUAGUUAUUACAAGACGAGUGAAUUUUACUAUUAAUACUAGUUUUGUAUCAAGGAUAAAACGAUCGUAAACUCUACUAUGAUAUAGAAAAAGUAUUAAUACUUUCAUGAUAAAUACUAAUACGUGUAGAAAAAGUAACGAAGAAAUUUUCACACA